AUUUUUUGAUGGACCAGCAAGAAAGGUCGAAAUGUUAGUUAAUUCGUUAAAUAACCAAAAGCUUCUAAAUCCAGAAGAAUAUUUAUCAUGUAUUCCGCCAGCAGUUAUUUAUCCAGAGAAUGCUAGUCAAUCGAGACGUUCAACAAAUAUUGGAAAAAGGAUCAUUGAAGUCGAAGUUAAAAGGGAUUGUGUUAUAAAAAAGUUGUAUGAAGAUGAAUUUGAUGAAUUAUUUAGAUAUGAAAAUGAACAUUUUAUUGGUCAUGCAAGUGGCAAUUUAAAAAUUGCAUUUCGUCAGCUUUACAACUAUAUGAUUGCAGAUGGAUUGCAAUAUGGAUCAACAACUCUGCCUGUGCUCAAAACUUAUGUAUGCUUAUUAAAUAACCUGACAAGUGUUGAUUCUGAAUCCUCUCAUUCUAAUGUAAUUCCAGAACGAACCAGACAAGAUACCAAAAACCAAAAUUUAGGUUCCAAUAAUCAAAGUUCUAAUCAAAGUCAAAAUUCAGGUUCAG
Funneliformis mosseae is the source of this 509-nucleotide messenger RNA. Lineage: Eukaryota; Fungi; Glomeromycota; Glomeromycetes; Glomerales; Glomeraceae. The record is from the annotation of a GenBank genome assembly.